Molecule: messenger RNA, 983 nt
Organism: Penicillium brasilianum
Lineage: Eukaryota; Fungi; Ascomycota; Eurotiomycetes; Eurotiales; Aspergillaceae
Source: the annotation of a GenBank genome assembly
UUUACUCAAGUCUCGCCUUGCAAUUACAUCGCGAUGGCUCCACAGAUCUGGCUCAUUACCGGUACUUCAUCGGGCUUUGGUUCACAGUUUGUAAAAGAAGUGAUCGCGCGCGGUGACAAGGUAAUUGCGACCGCACGGAAUGUAGAACGAAUCACUCAUAUGAGAGACCUCGGUGCCGCGACUCUACAGUUAGAUGUGACUGCAUCUCAGGACGAGCUCAAUCGCAAAGCCGAGGAGGCUAUCUCCAUUUUUGGAAGGGUUGACAUACUGGUGAACAAUGCUGGAUAUACCCAGUUCGGACUACUUGAAGAGAACAGCCAUGACCAGUGGUUCAGCCAAUUUAACACCAAUGUCUUCGGAACUUUGAACACCACUCGGGCUUUCCUACCGCACCUGCGAGGUAACAAGGCUGGCGUAGUGGUCUUCGUCGGCUCGAUGGUUGCUUGGGACGGUUUGCCAGCCGUCGGGGCCUACUGUGCCUCGAAGGCUGCGAUCCACUACGCUGCAGAGUCUCUAUCUAAGGAGCUAGAACCAAUUGGAAUCAAAACGCUUAUCGUUGAACCGGGCGCCUUCCGCACGGAGCUUCUCAACCAGGCCUCGAGCAGCAGAUCCAUCUCCAAGCUUGAAGACUAUCGAGUCAUUUCGCAGGUUGUAUCCAAGAGUUUUGACGAUUUUAACGGAAACCAGCCCGGCAAUACUGUGAAAGGCGUCCAACGCAUUGUGGACGUUGUGAAAGGAGAGAACGAAGCCACCGGCAAGCCAUGGCCGAGUUCGUUGCCGUUGGGGUCCGACGCAGUUUCCGUUAUUCGCAAGAAAUGCGAGCAAACACUCAAUGAAUUGGAAGCAUGGGAGGACUUUGCCAAGUCGACGGAUAUUUAGACUUCUUCCAUGUUGUACAUAGUAUCCGUGACUCCUUGCCGGGCUCUCGGCUUCCCGGGGCUUUUAUGACUCCUUGCAUCCUACGGCGGAAUCCCCCACUUUCC